CCCUGACCAUCCGCACAAGAAGAAAUCGGCCAGUGGCUGAAUCUAGUUGAUGAUCCCUGCUGUAGAAUCUAGUCUAUGGUAGGCUAUGGCGUAGGCCUCCUAAAGUGUCUUCUAGAGUGUCUUCCCUCUCCUCUCACCCCUGAACCUCCGUUACUGACAUCCCUAAAAGCUGUUAUAAGUGUACUAUAUUCACUGCCCUGCCUCUCCUAUUCCUACUAUCCUACCGCCUGCCUGCCCGCCUAGGAUGUCUCUGGAGAUAAUGACCAUCCUCUGUCGCUGUGAGAAUAUCGAAACCUUGGAGGGUGUCCCCCUGGAUGUGACAGGGGUGGCUCAGGAUAACCCUUGAGAUUAUGACCCUGCAGCCCAAGUGUGAGGAUGUGGAAACAGCGGAGGGUGUAGCUAUUACUGUCACUGGGGUGGCACAGGUGAAGGUGAUGGUAGACAAUGAGCUGCUGGGCUAUGCCUGUGAACAGUUCCUGGGGAAAUCUGUGAUGGAGAUAAAGAGUGUCAUUCUGCAGACCCUGGAGGGUCAUUUACGCUCUAUUCUCGGUACUCUGACGGUGGAGCAGAUCUACCAGGACAGAGACAGAUUUGCUGCUCUGGUGAGGGAGGUGGCAGCGCCCGACGUGGGCCGCAUGGGCAUCGAGAUCCUCAGCUUCACCAUCAAGGAUGUUUAUGAUAAAGUGGAGUACCUGAGUUCCUUGGGCAAGAGUCAGACAGCUGCAGUACAGCGAGACGCAGACAUCGGAGUGGCCGAGGCAGAGAGAGACGCAGGAAUCAGGGAAGCAGAAUGUAAGAAAGAGAUGAUGGACAUCAAGUUCCAAGCAGAUACCAAGAUGGCCGACUCUAAGAGAGGGUUGGAGAUGCAGAAGGCUGCUUUCAAUCAAGAAGUAAACACAAAGAAAGCAGAGGCCCAGCUGGCCUACGAGCUGCAGGCUGCCAAGGAGCAGCAGAAGAUCCGUCUGGAGGAGAUAGAGAUCGAGGUGGUUCAGAGGAAGAAGCAGAUCACCAUUGAGGAGAAGGAGAUUGACCGCACUGAGAAGGAGCUGAUCGCCACGGUCAAGAGGCCGGCCGAGUCUGAGGCCUACAAGAUGCAACAGCUGGCCGAGGGACAGAAGAUGAAGAAGGUGCUGACGGCCCAAGCGGAGGCGGAGAAGAUCCGUCGUAUCGGAGAGGCAGAGGCCGGUUCCAUAGAGGCUAUAGGGAAGGCUGAGGCUGAAAAGAUGAGGCUGAAGGCUGAGGCCUACCAGCAUUAUGGAGAGGCUGCCAAGACUGCUCUGGUCCUAGAGGCCCUGCCUAAGAUCGCUGGCAAGGUGGCGGCACCGCUGGCCCAGACCAAUGAGAUUGUCAUCCUAAGCGGGGACGGUAGUCGUGUGACCGGCGAGGUUAACCGCCUAUUGGCUGAGCUCCCCGUGUCCGUCAACGCCCUCACAGGGGUGGACCUGAUGAAGAUCCCUUUUCUUCAGAAGAUGACCAACCCUCAAGCAUGAAAACAAUCCAAUGCACCCAGACUCCAAUACAUCUCUCUUAUGCACUCUUUAAAUCAACAAGAAACACUUGAAUACAAGAGUUGUUGUUUUACUACGAAAAGUACUACGAAAGAGUAGUCGUUUUCAUUUUCUAGACCCCUGAUGCCUUAGCUCUAUAGGACCAGAUCAUCUGCAUGGACCACUGAAUUUUUUUUUUAAAGAACAAAAAAAAGCAACCGUUCAUUUUAUAUUUGUUUUUAAGAAGUUACCCCCAUUGUGUUGUACUUACUCUCGUCUACAUUAUAGAAAAGGGGCAUUCAUCCUGAUUUUUCUGUGCAGGCCUUAUUCUGGUCUGAAAGGUCUCGCCAGGUGUCUUCAUAGUUUUUCAUAGUUUUUUUUAUUGUGUUACACUUAGUACCUUGGAUAUGCCCAUGGUUUUUUACAGUUACUUGUGCAAGUGUUUUUAAGUAUUUCGUCACCCAUUUUUAUUGUUUCAUUCUUAUGUGCAGUCAGUGCCUGUUUACCAACCAAGUGGCCAAACCUCAGGAAAGGUAAUGGUUUGGCAAUUCAAAAAGUUUAGUGAUACUACAGUGAAAUUCAAUGAGAGAUGUAGAAAUGUCCUCCCCCAUCCUCAUAUCAUUUGCCUUUUUCUUUACUAGAAUCUUCAUUUCAUUCUUCAUCUUGGGUAUGGGAGAGGUGUGCCUUCUUAGGACAAGACAUGCAAGAAGCAGAAAGCAUACACAUGAACACGUGUGCAUCGAUCUUCAUGUCUGUAUGAAGCCAUAUACUUUCAAGAUUAGCCUUAAUAUAGAGACCCAGGAGUCCUGCUAGCUUUCCUGAUCAUCUGGAUUACCUCAGUCAAUCUAAGCUUUAAUACUUGUUCUACUUCUUUCCAAUUAUUGAGAUGCCAUAUGACAAUAUGCAUUUCAGUCUCUUAGGGUAGCCAAUGUUGUGUUAUGUCACCUUGUGGUUCCAUUCUUAAAUUACAUAUACAUUUUUAUAAAGGAUUUAUCUCUA
Molecule: messenger RNA, 2486 nt
Organism: Salvelinus namaycush (lake trout)
Lineage: Eukaryota; Metazoa; Chordata; Actinopteri; Salmoniformes; Salmonidae
Product: flotillin-2a-like
Exons: 10
Coding region: 351-1490 (379 amino acids)
Biological process (GO): regulation of myoblast differentiation; protein localization to plasma membrane
Cellular component (GO): plasma membrane
Source: RefSeq, a predicted model, not a curated record